UUCAGGAUGGGUCUCAUUCAGAGCGUGUUUGCUACACAGGGCGGAUAUCAUGUACAUGGGAUUCAGGAGAAUUCUCCAGCAGAGAGAGCCGGUCUGGAGCCCUUCUUUGAUUUUAUUCUGUCAAUUGGACACACAAGACUGAAUAAAGAGAGCAGCACGCUGAAGGAGCUCCUGAAGGCUAAUGUGGAGAAGCCGGUGAAGCUGCAGGUUUACAGCAGUAAAGUGAUGAGGGUUCGAGAGCUGGAGCUGGUUCCCAGUAACCUGUGGGGUGGUCAGGGGCUCCUGGGGGCCAGUGUGCGCUUCUGCAGCUUCCAGGGGGCCGAUCAAUACGUCUGGCACGUGCUGGAUGUAGAAGUGAAUUCUCCAGCUGAACUGGCGGGACUGAAGCCUCAUUCGGAUUAUAUUAUUGGAGCAGAUCAGGUUCUACAAGAAUCGGAGGACUUUUUCUCGCUGAUCGAGGCAUGUGAAGGUAAAUCACUGAAGCUUCUGGUCUACAACACACAGACUGACCGCUGUCGAGAAGUGCUCAUCACUCCGAACGCAGCCUGGGGUGGAAACGGCAGUCUUGGCUGUGACGUCGGGUUCGGAUACCUGCAUCGCAUCCCCAUGUGUCCAGUCACAUCAGAUCAACACCACAACACACCUGAACAGCAGGAAAACAAGCACUGCUCUGAGCUGCUUCUAGUGAACUCGACUGACGGUGAGGAGAAAGGAGACGCUCAUGAUGGAUCCGUUCGGGACACUUGUGAAGAUUCAGAUCGUUGUGAAACAUCUCCUGCUGUGGAUCUCUCUGAAUGUUUAGAUUCAUCUGCUUCCCUUCCAGACGCCUCUACUUCCUCUCUGAAAGAUGAUGAUGAGUCUAUUAACAAACCGAGGAUCAGCUCUUCAGUCCUGCUGGAGGAUUCAGGGAUCUGCGAUACUCAAACACCACCUGAAAUCAUAAAUACAACACCAAAGCAUGACAAGACUGGCAAAUGUACACAGAAAACGCACACAUAAUCAUGUGCUGUGCCUCAGGUGUGUGUGUGUGUGUGUGUGUGUGUGUGUGUGUUCUCAGGGUUUCUUUCACAGAAAUAGUUCAGCUGCUUGAAAUGUUUUACCUGUGGAGUAAUAUAAUAUGUAUAA
Danio aesculapii is the source of this 1125-nucleotide messenger RNA. It is a transcript of the gene gorasp1b, whose product is annotated as golgi reassembly stacking protein 1b. Gene Ontology annotation, biological process: Golgi organization. Gene Ontology annotation, cellular component: Golgi apparatus. NCBI's taxonomy places the organism in Eukaryota, Metazoa, Chordata, Actinopteri, Cypriniformes, Danionidae. The transcript has 9 exons. Gene Ontology annotation, molecular function: protein binding. The record is from RefSeq and is a predicted model, not a curated record. The coding region runs from base 7 to 999 and encodes 330 amino acids.